This is a messenger RNA of Vigna umbellata (rice bean), 2199 nucleotides long. RefSeq lists its product as uncharacterized. The record is from RefSeq and is a predicted model, not a curated record. Gene Ontology annotation, cellular component: membrane. Lineage: Eukaryota; Viridiplantae; Streptophyta; Magnoliopsida; Fabales; Fabaceae. Gene Ontology annotation, molecular function: protein binding.
GGGAGUGAUGAACGAGGAACAGGCAGUGAGAAAGAAAUUAGAGGUGACAAGGCAAGUAGCCUUGCACAUUGAAAAAAUGAAAAGGCCAUACAUAUUGGCGAAGAGAUAUGACUGGGAAGGUUUCAGGAAAUUUUUCAACAAACACAAGGAUCUGUUGGAUAAGCAAAUCGAUUUGCACCACAGCACAGCUCUUCACUACGCAGCACACUGUGGGAACCCAGAAAUGUACAGGGAAAUGAUCGAGUGGGUGGGUGAGGGUGACAUAAAACGUGUGCUGAGGUUGCAGGAUGACAUGGGGAACACGCCACUCCAUGAAGUGGCCUUCACAGGGGAAGUGGAGAUGACAAAGAGCAUUCUGGAGCACGAGGAGGAAGCUGGGUCGGAGCAGUAUCUGCAAUUGAUAGAGAUGAGGAACAAUUUGGGAGAAACCCCAGUUUACAGAGCAGCUGCUCUUGGAAAGACAGAUUUGCUCAGCUUCUUCCUUCAAGACCGUCAACUUGAUCCCAACAUUCAUUUUCACCGAACCGAUAAGAUGUCCAUUCUUCACACUGCUGUCAUUGAUCAGUUCUUUGGCACAGCUUUAUGGCUUCUGAAACGCUAUGACUACCUCGCUGAUCAAAAAGAAGACAAUGAUCUCACAACUCUCCAAUUGCUCGCAAAGAUGCCCACCAUGUUUAAAAGUCAAACCCAAAUGGGUCCUUUCAAAAAUUUAACAUACCUUUUGCUUCCUACAUUUCAAGAUUACAAAUACUACUCUCAAAGUAAUGGAUACACUACAAAAAGGGAAGAUUUGGAAAGUGGGAGAUACAACAUAAAUGCAGCAUCUUCAACUCAAACGCAGCAUGAGGAGAGCAUGAGAGAAGGACAAAAACUGGAAAAUCACAAGAAAGGGAAAACUGAAUCACCUAGAACUCAAAGGAAUCUCUCAGCUUGGUCAACUGCAGUUUUUUCCCUGCUAUGGUAUUCCAUGUGGAAGCUUCUAGCCAAAGAAUGGAAAGAGAUUGAUAAACUUUGGAGGAAAAAGGAAAUGCAUAAUUUAGCAAAGGAACUGGUGUUCUUGCUAGCAAAAAAAGACUAUUCAUGGCGAAAUACUACUGUAGCAUGGGAUAGAACAGUUUCGACAGGAAGAUCACAACAUGAAGAAAAGCCGAAAGAGAAAAAAAGUGAACAAGAGGAAGAAAAGAAACAAGAGGGUGCAAGAAAACCCACUACAUAUACUCCCUUGCUUAUGGCAGCUUGCAAUGGAAUUACAGAGAUUGUUGAAUUAAUAAUUCAUUUUCAUCCUCAUUCAAUUGAGCAUGUCAGUGAAGACGAGCAAAACAUAUUAUACAUGGCUGUCAAACACCGCCAGAAGGAAAUCUAUCGAAUCUUAAAGAAACUGAAAAUGGUGAGAAGUCUUGCUGGAAAAAUAGACAAGGACAAUAACACUGUCCUUCAUUACACUGCACAAUUUCAAGGGGGUUCCCAACCUGGUUAUGCUAUGCAGCUGCAAGAGGAGUUGCAUUGGUUCGAUCGCAUAGAAAAGAGACUCCCUUAUCAUUAUACCGUUCACAAAAACUUAAAGAACCAAACAGCAAAGGAACUUUUUGUGAAAAAGCAUGCAUCACUCCUUAAGGAUGCUCGUGAAUGGAUAAAAGAAACUGCUCAAUCAUGUUCUGCAGUAGCUGUUCUUGUUGCCACUGUUGUCUUUGCAGCAGCAUACACUGUCCCUGGAGGCACAGAUGACGAUGGCAUCCCUAGAUUCCUUCAUCACCCCAUAUUCUUGGUCUUCACAAUCAUGGAUAUUGUGGCUCUUGUAGGUUCUCUGGCUUCUGUGAUUAUGUUCCUCUCAAUCCUCACAUCACCCUGCGAGAUGUGGGAUUUUCGAAAGUCUCUCCCUCGAAAAUUGAUGGCAGGUUUUGCCUUGUUGUUCUUCUCCAUGGCCACAACAAUGCUGGCAUUCAGCGCCACAAUUUUGAUCAACAUCAAGUUAGAGGGGAACACGUGGACUUCAACUUUGACAUAUUGUGCAGCAUUCUUCCCUGUAUGCAUAUUUGCAUUGGUGCAGUUUCCUCUAUUCAUGGCCAUCAAAGGAUGUACUCGUAGCGUCAUUAGGAACCUUAAGAAGAUCAUUCCUCGCUUUCUGCUUAAGUUGGUCAAAAGGAGAAAGAAACUGUGGGACAUUUGACUACUGUGCCCUCUCCCCAACCCUUUUUUAUU